This is a messenger RNA of Rosa chinensis, 528 nucleotides long. Its product is annotated as probable mannitol dehydrogenase. Gene Ontology annotation, biological process: lignin biosynthetic process. Gene Ontology annotation, molecular function: zinc ion binding; cinnamyl-alcohol dehydrogenase activity. The record is from RefSeq and is a predicted model, not a curated record. The transcript has 3 exons. Bases 1 to 528 code for a protein of 175 amino acids. NCBI's taxonomy places the organism in Eukaryota, Viridiplantae, Streptophyta, Magnoliopsida, Rosales, Rosaceae.
AUGGUGAUGUCUCACGAGCAAGAACACCCCAAAAAGGCAUUUGGAUGGGCUGCAAGAGAUUCAUCUGGUGUUCUCUCUCCCUUCCGUUUCUCCAGAAGGGAAACCGGAGAGAAAGAUGUGACGUUCAAAGUGUUGUACUGUGGGAUUUGCCAUUCGGACCUUCACAAUGUCAAGAAUGAACACGGCUCCUCUACCUAUCCUCUGGUUCCCGGGCAUGAGAUUGUUGGUGAAGUAACUGAAAUAGGGAGCAAUGUACAAAAAUUCAAAGUUGGAGACAAAGUCGGUGUUGGAUGCUUAGUGGGAGCUUGCCAAUCUUGUGAUAGUUGUACCGACCACCUUGAGAACUACUGCCCCAAAAAAAUAUUCACGUACGGUGGUGCCAAGUACUACGACGGAAGCACCACUUAUGGCGGUUACUCUGACAUUAUGGUGGCCGAUGAACACUUCAUAGUCCGCAUCCCAGACAACCUACCGCUUGAUAGUGCUGCUCCACUCUUAUGUGCCGGGAUUACAACCUACAGCCCCUAG